AGCGCCGGGGCUUCCCGCUGAGCCGCAGUCGCGGGCGGAGUGCGAGCGCCGGCCGCUCGGCGCGCCCCGGCCGGCGGGGCAGCGCGGGUCCCGGGGGCUCUGGGCGCGAAGGAAUUCCUCAGAUCAAAACUAAUUGCAGAAUUUCCGGUUGACCAGCAUUCAUAGGGAUGAAGACAGACUCAGAGAUGGUGUGUCUAAGAAACUUCAAAAGGUGCAGACCUCCUGAUUGAAGUGUGGUUGAAUUGAUUCAUUUCUUCACGAUAUUUCUGUUCUCUACGAGGGAGUCAUGAUCACACUAACGGAGCUAAAGUACUUAGCGGAUGCCGAGUCGUCUUAUCACAUCCUGAAGCCGUGGUGGGAUGUCUUCUGGUAUUACAUCACCCUCGUCAUGCUGCUGGUGGCCGCGCUGGCUGGCGCCCUGCAGCUUACCCAGACCAGGCUUCUGUGCUGCCUCCCAUGCAAGGCGGAGUUUGGCAAUCACUGCGCUGUGCCUUGGGAUCUCCUGAAAGCCAGCCAGAACGUGUCCUCCUCUGAUGCGGACGGCAGUGUGAGGCCUCCGCUCCGGAUCCAGAACGACCUCCACCGGCAGCAGUACGCCUAUGUCGAUGCCGUCUGUUACGAGGAGCAGCUUCACUGGUUUGCCAAGUUUUUCCCCUACGUGGUGCUGCUGCACACGCUCAUCUUCGCAGCCUGCAGCAACUUCUGGCUCCACUACCCCAGCACCAGCUCCAGGCUGGAGCACUUUGUGGCUAUCCUUCACAAGUGCUUCGACUCCCCGUGGACCACGCGCGCCCUGUCCGAGACGGUGGCCGAGCAGUCGGUGAGGACCCUGAAACCCUCCAAGUCCAAGACCUUGCUUUCAACCUCGGGGGGUUCUGCUGAAGCCGAUGCCAACAAGCAGGCAUUGCCCUACCCGCAGCCAGGCUUGGAGUCUCCUGGUGUAGAAAGCCCCACUUCUAGUGUCCUGGACAAGAAGGAGGGUGAGCAGGCCAAAGCCAUCUUCGAGAAAGUGAAAAGAUUCCGCCUGCACGUGGAACAGAGGGACAUCAUUUACCGGGUGUACCUGAAGCAGAUAAUAGUCAAAGUCAUCUUGUUUGUGGUCAUCAUAGCUUACGUCCCGUAUUUUUUGAGCUGCAUAACUCUUGAGAUUGACUGCUUGAUUGACGUGCAGGCGUUCACGGGCUACAAGCGUUACCAGUGCGUCUACUCCUUGGCAGAGAUCUUUAAGGUCCUGGCGUCUUUUUAUGUGGUGUUGGUGAUCCUUUACGGCCUCACCUCCUCCUACAGCCUGUGGUGGAUGCUGAGGAGUUCCUUGAAGCAGUACUCCUUUGAGGCUCUCAGGGAGAAAAGCAACUACAGCGACAUCCCCGACGUCAAGAACGACUUUGCCUUCAUCCUCCAUCUGGCCGACCAGUACGACCCCCUGUACUCCAAACGCUUCUCCAUCUUCCUGUCGGAGGUGAGCGAGAACAAACUGAAGCAGAUCAGCCUCAACAAUGAGUGGACCGUUGAGAAGCUAAAGAGCAAGCUGGUGAGGAACUCCCAGGACAAGCUGGAGCUGCACCUCUUCAUGCUCAGCGGUCUCCCGGAUAACGUCUUUGAGUUGACGGAGAUGGAGGUGCUGAGCCUGGAGCUCAUCCCCGAGGUCAAGCUGCCCGCCACCGUCUCUCAGCUUGUCAACCUCAAGGAGCUCCAUUUGUACCAUUCGUCUCUGGUGGUGGACCAUCCCGCCCUGGCCUUUCUGGAGGGCAACUUGAAAAUCCUUCGCCUGAAGUUUACCGAGAUGGGGAAGAUCCCUCGCUGGGUGUUCUACCUGAAGAACCUCAAGGAGCUGUACCUGUCUGGCUGCGUUCUCCCCGAGCAGCUGGGCACCACGCAGCUGGAGGGCUUUCAGGACUUGAAGAACCUGAGGACCCUCUACUUGAAGAGCAACCUGUCCCGGAUCCCCCAGGUGGUGACGGACCUGCUUCCCUCCUUACAGAAGCUGUCCCUGGAUAACGAGGGGAGCAAGCUGGUUGUGCUGAACAACUUGAAGAAGAUGGUGAACCUGAAGAGCCUGGAGCUUCUCAGCUGUGACCUGGAACGCAUCCCGCACUCCAUCUUCAGCCUGAACAACCUGCAUGAGCUGGAUCUGAAGGAAAACAACCUGAAGACGGUGGAGGAGGUCAUCAGCUUCCAGCACCUGCCGAGCCUCUCCUGCUUGAAGCUCUGGCACAACAACAUCGCUUACAUCCCCGCCCAGAUCGGGGGCCUGUCCAACCUCGAGCAGCUCUUCCUGGACCACAAUAACAUCGAGAGCCUGCCCUUGCAACUGUUCCUGUGCACCAAGCUAUACUACCUGGACCUGAGUUAUAACCAUCUGACCUUCAUCCCAGAGGAGAUCCAGUACCUGACCAAUCUGCAGCACUUCGCCGUGACCAACAACAAUAUCGAGAUGCUGCCAGACGGUCUGUUCCAGUGCAAGAAGCUCCAGUAUCUGCUUCUGGGGAAGAACAGCCUCACGGAUCUGUCCCCUCUGGUGGGGGAGCUGUCCAACCUCACCUACCUGGAACUCAUUGGGAAUUACCUGGAGACGCUGCCUCCCGAGCUGGAAGGCUGUCAGUCCCUGAAACGGAGCUGCCUGAUUGUCGAGGACAGUUUGCUCAAUACUCUUCCGCUGCCUGUGACGGAACGUUUGCAGACGUGCUUAGACAAAUGUUGACCUAGGGAUCAAACUCGGAAAAGGCAGUUUUAAACCGGGGGCUUAAAGGAGAAUGAACUUUCCCUAAGUCAUGUAGAUGAAAGAAUGGCUGAUGGUUAUGACACACAGGAACCAAAAAUGUGACCGGGUAACCCGGUGUCUAAGUCAAGUAGGAGAAAGAUGUCAACACUGGGGUUCUGUGAAUAGCUGAUCUUUAAAUUAUUGAGAUGUAAAGAAAAAAACGCAUCGAGGUGGGCCGAGAGGCGUACGGUGAUGGAAACUUUGCCCUCCAAGUUUUCUCUUCAGGACUGUAUGUUUUCCCCUCUCCUCUCCUUCUAGCCCAUUACUUAUGUCACACUUGUUUUCCUGUGACUCUCUAGUUUGAUAAUGAUCACCAGACCCAUAAGAACCCAUCAGCGUAAGUGCCCUCGGUCAUGUUCACCGCUGGCUUUGAUUGAUGGUCUCCCGGCUUUUAAGCAGGGUGUGUUGUGCUUGGCCCCCUUCCCACUUCCUUCCUCGUUUUUUUUUGCAGGACCAUCGUCGUCUGGUUUUCUCUGAGCAACACCCCUGGGAGAAUGCUGACAUUUGGCAUUUGCUGAGGUUAGGAGCCAGGGUUCCUAAAAAUAUGUAUUCUCUAAGUUGUCUCCUUGUCUGUCAUCAAAGCCUUUUUUGACAUACGUUAAGAACUUUUAUAUGAAAUAUAAAAUAUUUUCUACCGUGUGAUCACAGAUUCUACAUCUCCGAGAACACUUUGUAAGGUACAGUGAACAUGGGCAUCUCUCAGAAUUGACUAAUUCUCAGUUUGGGCUGGUUAUGAUUCUCCUUUUGUAUGCGUUCUGCUCCAAAAAAGUUUUUGUACUCUGCAACUAAUUAACUCUGGAUGACAAAAGGCCUUGUGUGUGUGUGUGUUUUUUCCCCUAAAGUCUUCAAGGGGUUUCUGUGUGAGAGGACAGCCGCGUCAUCUACCUCUCCUUGCUGUUGUGCAAUGGCACGGGCACACUCCUCAAGUACUGACAAGCUGUGAUGGACAGGAGAGGGCGGGGCCUAGACUGGAACAUACUCUGCAGAAACUUAGUAGGCACCGGAUACAGGUGUAGGUUGUCCCUCUGCAGAAACUUAGUAGGCACCGGAGAGAGGUGUAGGUUGUCCCUCUGCAGAAACUUAGUAGGCACCGGAUACAGGUGUAGGUUGUCCCUCCGUCCACAUGGUCUCUUGGUAUGAUUGUGAUGGAAGCUGUCUGUCUCCGUCUUAAGUGAGCUCAUUUGACUGACACCCAACUCAUGCCCUUUUGACUCCUGGGAUGCAUCUUGCUCCUUUCGACAGAGAACUUUGCUUUUGGCCCUUUUAUUACCAUGCACACCAUUGAGUAAAUAAAAUGGGCUGGCUCACUCUGGGGACAUGAACAUCGUAGUGGGUUUUUCUCUGCUGGGGGGCGGGGUCUAGGCAUUACGAACUCGCCUCUUUUUGGGCACUAACUGUCAAGCAAUCUGUUAACAGCAUCUGCACAAAACUGGGAGACACCAUGGGUCAGGAAAUCUUCUAAAGAGAACUGUGGUGAGAUGUGGUGAGGAGUGUUUCUUUGUUCUAGGAAGAUGAAAGCGAGUCUUUUAAGUGUAAGAAACGCCUCUUCUCUUGGGUGUCCACAUGCCUGGCGUUCAGAGAGAAGAAUCUCACAGAGGAAACUGGAGUAUUACAAAGAAUAUGUAGAAGACCCAAGAGUUGCCUAAAGCACUGUGGGCGGCAAGGAAUAGAUAAAUAGAAAUAGAUGACAUCUUGACAAAACUUGCCUUCGUUAGAACGUCCAAGUUCUCAGGGAACCAGGCAUGACCAGGGCAGCUGUCUCUGGGACCUCACGGACAGGUCCUGGUUGUAGCCAAGGUCUUCUUUUUACUUUUUUUAAAAUGUGAGUUGAUGUUUUCAGUAGAAUCAUCAUUAUGUGGACCAAUUCCAAAGUUGGCUGGAAUUUUCUGAAGUUCUGAAUAUCAAUGGUUUAUGGGAAGGAGGUUUCAGUAUUGCCAACCAUACUUCAUAUGGGGAGAAAAAAAAAUAUCCCGCCCUCUGUGUAGGAAAGAAAUUCAGAACACAGUUCAGAUUUUCUAACCUUCACCUGACAAAAGCACACUUCCCCACGAAUUGUUUUCCAGCGCAGGCAUCCUUGGCUGACUCUCCUGCCUCCUCAAAGCAAUUCCCCCGAAGGAUCAGCCAUGAGGUGUGACCCGCUUUCUCCACACUAGGCUUUUUUUGCUGCUGAAAAUCUUGUAGCUCUUAAUAACCACAGUUCUGAGAUGUCUUUUGUGUCUGCUGCUUAUGCAUCCAUGUUGAGGUAGCUGUCCAAGCUAACGGACACUGAGGCAAUGAGCACUACACUACCGCCUGCCUGAUGGAGAUCCGUGUGAGCACUGGCUUCUCUGCCUGUCUUGAUAGUCACCUGACACCCAAGAGAAUCUUAAAUGAAGAAAAUGAAAUCUUCCAAAUUUAUCACGAGACGUCCCCCAGGAAACCCAACGUAAAGGAUGGAAAGCAAAAUUUAGACAUGCUACAGUGGUGUGGGUUCCUUGUAUCUGCAUCCACACAGACGUCUCAUGUUUGCAGUUUUCAUUUAGGUUAGUCUAAGAACAGCAACUUUUUAAAAGUUCAUUACUUUUAGUCAUGAAGUAUUGGAUUUCCUUCGUGGUGGUGUAUUUAAAAUCAAACGCUACCUUAGUUUGAAAAGGCGCAUGUUCCACCUCAUCGACAUCAAGGUGGAUCUCUGGCAAUAUUGAUGCUCAUUUUCAUUUCAAUCGCCUGUUUAUCUCCGUAUUUCUCUGUUACUAAUAAACAUGUUAGGUCAGGGCACCCGAAAUCCUUGGGGUCUCAGUGAUGUGGAAGCUCGAAUUUGUCUGCCGCGAUACGCUAAAGCAGCUUGGGCAUACAGCGUUAUUCCUGGAUGGACGUCAUGUUUGGUUUAAACAUUGUAUUAAUAUCGAUGGGUUCACUAAAAUAACCAAACCACUUAUUUAUCUGUAGACUUGACAUUAUUUCCUUAUACUUUCAAUAAUAUUUACCUGUCCAUCUUUAUAGUCAAGUCGGGCUGGUCCAUUCACAUCUGGUAUAUUCGUCCUCACCCACCUCACUAAAUCUGACCAGCACGGUAUAUAGUAGCAGUGUAUUUCUGCAAGAGCAUUGGCAGUGACACCACCACGCAUGUUCAGGACUCCACUGACACUACGCAUGCCCAGUCCUUCAUUGACGCCACGCGUGCUCAGGCCCUCAUUGACACCACGCAUGCUCAGUCCUUUAUUCCUGCUUUAAGACUCCAACUUCUGGCUCCUUCCUUUUCAGUGACUGUAUAUUGCGUUAGCAGCUGCAUUGCUUCCUGGAAAAUAAAGGAGACUAAUUGGAGAGAGAAAUGGAGAUUUAUUGUGCAUCCUGAAGGGGAAACAAGUAGCUACUGCAGAAUGUCCUGGGUGUGAUUGUGUCUGUCCGUUGCCUGUGUGGUGUGCUGAAGCAGGGACUCCCCUCGUGUCUCCUGCCCGCAGCUUCUAUACCCAGUGACAUCUGGCUACUCUGUACCUUUUGCAAUGGACUUCGUGAACUGUAUUCUCUUCAACUUUAAAAAAAAUAUAUAUAUAUAUGCACAGUUUCAUCAACGUGGAAGUAUUAACAGAGAUUAUAGGAGCCAAGGUAAUGAGUUGAGAUGGCUUUUGGUUGAACUUAAUUUCUUAAAGUCUUGAAUUUAACGCAUAAGACACCAUAGCUGAUAAAAACAAUUGCGAAUGCCUUCUGCAUGUUCAUUAUUUCUCACAGACAGUGGUGCAAUUUUAAAAACACAGAAGUGUAGGGUUAGAAUGGGUGUGUCUGUGCUUCUAUCUGCUGUGAUUCGGGUCUUUAACACUGUACAGUAAGACUAAAAUUCUAACUUUCAUUGUAAGCAAACAGUCUUGAGUGGAGACACCUCUCUUUUGUUGGCACUCAGAGCAGGCUGGCAUUUGUUAACUUCACGGGAUAUUUGGACGUGUGUACUUGGGUUCUGCUUCUGCAACGAGUUACUAGAAAAUGUAAGGUUAUGUUCAAUGUCUUCGGGCCCCUGGAUUUAAACCCCUACAUUCUGUAGACUUGGGUAAACACCCGCUGUUUUUACAGUAUCCUUUGUGUAAGAAGAUUAGAUUUUUUAAUUAUAAUAAAUGGUGAAUGAGAUGAAUCGCUGGGAGACUAA
This is a messenger RNA of Mesocricetus auratus (golden hamster), 6875 nucleotides long. It is a transcript of the gene Lrrc8b, whose product is annotated as leucine rich repeat containing 8 VRAC subunit B. Gene Ontology annotation, molecular function: protein binding. NCBI's taxonomy places the organism in Eukaryota, Metazoa, Chordata, Mammalia, Rodentia, Cricetidae. The record is from RefSeq and is a predicted model, not a curated record.